Guillardia theta CCMP2712 is the source of this 456-nucleotide messenger RNA. RefSeq lists its product as hypothetical. The record is from RefSeq and is a predicted model, not a curated record. NCBI's taxonomy places the organism in Eukaryota, Cryptophyceae, Pyrenomonadales, Geminigeraceae. Bases 1 to 456 code for a protein of 151 amino acids. The transcript is spliced from 6 exons.
AUGAAGGAUGAAGAAGCCGUGGCAAUCACAAAAGCAGUGCGAGGAUUGAGCAUCAAAUCUGUUCGGUUCUACAACAAUCGUAUCACUAAAAUGGGUGCAGAAGAGAUGUCCAAGAUUAUGAUUCAAGAUGAGUCCUUGCUGGAAGAUUUUGACCUUUCCAAGAAUCUCAUCGGACCGGAUUUCCCCAUCGCCCUGGUUCACAUCCCGAGGAUUAAGAAACUCAACGUGGCCUAUAACAAGCUUGAAAGGAUCUCAGUGAAAUUGUUGGAUAUCCAGGCGAUUCGAGAUAGAAGCUUGGACAUAAAGCUGGAGGCGAAUUGGAAGCUGCAAGAACCUCCAUUCCAAGUAGCAUGCAUGGGCUACGACCAAGUGCUGAGAUGGCUUGAAGACAGUCGAGAGAAGCGGAGGGCACUUGAAACUAUCUCGACUGUAUUGGGCGAGAAAGCGAGGUCUUAG